AUCUACAAAGAAAAAAUUGUCCAGGCUACGUUAAUAAUGAAAUUCACUCCUCAACACAAAAUCCUACCAAGAUACAAAUUGUGAUUACCUCAGUACUUGGUAUUGAUAUCAAUAAAAUUGUAUGUCAAGUAAAAGAAAUUGGUAGAGGUUUUGGCAGAAAGGAACAAAAAGUAUUCCUUUAUCACUAG
This is a messenger RNA of Racocetra persica, 188 nucleotides long. NCBI's taxonomy places the organism in Eukaryota, Fungi, Glomeromycota, Glomeromycetes, Diversisporales, Gigasporaceae. The record is from the annotation of a GenBank genome assembly.